Molecule: messenger RNA, 1321 nt
Organism: Prorocentrum cordatum
Lineage: Eukaryota; Dinophyceae; Prorocentrales; Prorocentraceae
Source: the annotation of a GenBank genome assembly
AGGACUAGGCCCGAACCAGACCAACCAUGCAAGCAAGACCAGAUGCAACGCGCGCGGAGCGGCCGCCUGGAGUGUGGCAUGAGGUCUGCUCGCGCGAGUGGGGCAGCGCGCCAGCCGGCGGCGAUGCGAAGGAGCCCUCGGCGCUCUCCGAGGUCCGCGUCGAGCCGCGCGCCCUUCCGCUGGCCGAGGUGCUGGCGCCUUGUGCGUGGCGGGACUUCGACCUCGUCGCGGCGUCCGCGGGUCAGGCCUUCGCGCAGGGGGUUGCGGCGGGCCGGCGGCUCGCUGUGCUGGAAGCUGAGGCCGAGGGCGAGCGCCAGCGGGCCGACCCCUACGACCUGUUGUUGGACGCGCUGGGCAUCGAGAGCUACGACGGCGAGAGCGAGCGCGGCGGCGACGGGGGCGACGGCGGCGCCUUCGUGGACCAUGCCGCGCCCGCGGCUGGCGAGUCCUCGCCGCUGCUGUUGUCCGCCAGUCGCCGUCUGGGCGAGGCCGUCAGCCACGACGACAGCGACGACGACAGCGUAGGCGGCCAGGGGCAGGAGCGUGCCGGCGGCGAUGCUGCUACUGCCUGCUCCGCCACCGCUGCGUCGGCGCUCAGUGGAGUGAUCGCGAACUACCUCGGCGAGAACGGAGCCGCGCUCCUCCGUGGAGACGGAGACGGUGGUCGAGCUGCCGCGGGAUUCGCUGAGCUGGCCGUGCCGACCGAGGACGCCGAGGGCGAAGUGCGGCGACGGCUCGCCGAAUGGUCGAAGGGAGCUUACAUUUGCUCCCUGCAGGAGCAGCUGCGGGCUGCUAAGAAGGAAGCGCAGCUCCAGCGCUGGAAGGCAGGUUGGCUGGAUAUUGAUUCCGUCGGGGUGAGGUGCAGGGCAGGCCUGCCGUUCGCCCUCAAGGAGUCUGGGGGCCGCCUCGCCUGGCAUGAGUGAUGCUCCGCAGGCGCUGCUGCUUACGUGUGUUGAAUACCUUGCCUUAAGUUUGCUGAGUUGAGGUGGCUCCAGGGCUGGUUGGUGGGAAUUCGGGGCUUCGCCCUUUCCCUUGUUUGGGGAUGGGCCCCCUGGGGCUCCUGGGCCCUCCUAGGGUGGCGUGGGGCCCGAAGUGGCUCCACGCCCGCUUUUCUGCCUCCUGGGGCUCGCGCGCGCGGCGCGCGUCCUGCGCGGGGUCGGCCCUCGUCGGCCCUCUGGGACAGGCCCAGAGGAGGCCUCGGGCUUUGGCGCCUCAGUGGUGCCCCCUCCAGCCUUUAUAGGCCCCGCAUAACCAGAACCAUAUGCAACGCGCAGUCGCGUUGCAAACGCAACUGCAAUGCAACAUAAACACUGUUGUUCGG